UCUUCGAUCGUGGAGACUGAGGCUGUAGCUUUAGAACCUGUCAUAUCGGCACUGGAGGACAGGAUAUCUCUCUACACAACGUUGGAGGAGACUUUCAGGGCUGGGAGAAAGUUCAUGUUACAUCGUCUUAUUGUCAUUGGACAUCUCCCUCACGGAUUAUUGGACAACCAAAACCUGAUAUGUCACUAUGAGAGGCUGAACCAGAGACUUCAGAGGUGUUGCCUUGGCGAGAGCAUCACAGGGCUGCUGCUGCUGUAUCCAGCCUGCUUUCUGCACAUUAUAGAGUGUUCAUCUGAGAUACUUGUGUCUGUUCUGGAAGACCUGAAAAGUUUGCAGGAAAAUGCUGACAAUUACCUUACAGUGGAACCCAGACUGCUGCUGCUGUCCCAUGAUCUUCCCAGCAGGCUUUAUUUUCAGUGGAACUGCACUACCCUAAGACUACCUGCCAGCACCAAUCUCCCUGAUACCUCUGCCCACCACAGCACUCAGGAACUUAUAAGCCACACACUGGAUCUGGCCUUAAGAAUGGGAAGCUACAUCCUAAAAAAAAAGGGGCCAGGUACCAAGCCUUCCCUGGAGACUUUAGAGGAGGAAGCACCUGAGCUGAUCAUCCCACAGGAUGUUUUGCUUAUGCUGCUAAAGAGAAAUGAGCUCCUGAGUCCUCUUCAGUAUCUGCAAGUUUACCAUAGCCCCCUCACUGUGCUACUGGACUCAGAACCUGUUUGGCAUUCAUUGGAGUAUCUUCCGAGCAUCUUGUAAACAUCAUCAAUUUCAUAUAAAUAAAUUUCUACCACAUCGGACUAAUAAAACAAAUAUGUGAAAGAAACAUUCAAACUAAUAUAAAUAAAAGUGCAUUUUUAAUCAUGUUCUGGAUCAUUUUUUACUUUAGCAACUCCAGAGUCCUUACAACACAUUUGUUGUCUAAAAGAAACCCUGUAAACUGUACUUUACUAAAAUCUUUAAA
Messenger RNA from Electrophorus electricus (electric eel), 964 nucleotides. It is a transcript of the gene tex47, whose product is annotated as testis expressed 47. Lineage: Eukaryota; Metazoa; Chordata; Actinopteri; Gymnotiformes; Gymnotidae. The record is from RefSeq and is a predicted model, not a curated record.